Molecule: messenger RNA, 4510 nt
Organism: Lepisosteus oculatus (spotted gar)
Lineage: Eukaryota; Metazoa; Chordata; Actinopteri; Semionotiformes; Lepisosteidae
Gene: drd4-rs
Product: dopamine receptor D4 related sequence
Biological process (GO): negative regulation of adenylate cyclase activity; negative regulation of synaptic transmission, glutamatergic; regulation of dopamine secretion
Cellular component (GO): plasma membrane
Molecular function (GO): dopamine neurotransmitter receptor activity, coupled via Gi/Go; G protein-coupled receptor activity
Source: RefSeq, a predicted model, not a curated record
AAGGAGGGCAUGGAAAGAGAGCAAGCCUGGACGCACAUGAAGAGAAAAUAUCGGGCAGGUUUCACCAGCCGUCCAGGGCAAAAGUAAUCUGAGGCGAAAAUAGAAGAUAAAAAGGAAAAAAUCUAGUAAAGUGAAAAAAAGACUAAGUCAUCACAGUAAUCUGAAGUUUUUCUCAGAAAAAUGUGCUUAUAAAAACCUGACUGAAUAUUCAAACUCUUGGACCAAAGAAAUGGAAUACAAGAGAUAAAGAAAAGCUGCAAUUUUCCGCUUGAUAAUCACACAACUAAAAUGUUACAAUAUAAUGGUUCAGAAAGAAUGUUUUUAGUUGAAGAAAAAGGACUUUAACCUAACACCUGUUCUUUAUGCCAUUUUGGAUACCAGAAGCUUAAUGGAUUCCAUGUUGAUGCCAGACCAGGCGAACCUCAGGAGGUUGGUGACACCAUCAUGGUCAAUGUGACCCCAACUGGAACUCUGGAGAAGGAUGAUGUUGAAUACAACUAUCUGGCCCUUGUGUUUGGAAUCCUACUCAUCCUGAUUAUCAUUCUGGGAAACAUCCUGGUUUGCUUGAGUGUGCUAACAGAACGAUCUCUGAAAACUGCAACAAACUAUUUCAUUGUUAGCCUGGCUGUUGCGGACCUCCUUCUGGCUGUUCUGGUCCUUCCACUAUAUGUGUAUUCAGAGUUCCUGGGUGGUAUAUGGACUCUAAACACCUAUAUCUGUGAUGCAUUGAUGACCAUGGACGUGAUGCUCUGCACUGCCUCUAUUCUUAACCUGUGUGCUAUCAGUGUUGAUAGGUACAUUGCUGUGAUAGUUCCCCUGAAGUACAACAGGAACCAGUUCAGUAUGCGCCAGCUGAUCCUAAUCACAGCCACCUGGGUCCUGUCCUUCGGGGUUGCCAGUCCCGUAAUAUUUGGCCUGAAUCGGGUCCCCAACCGAGAUAAGCAUGUUUGCAAGCUGGAGGAUGACAACUUCAUCGUAUACUCCUCAGUGUGCUCUUUCUUUGUGCCUUGCCCCGUUAUGCUACUGUUGUACUAUUGGAUGUUCCGCGGGCUGAGGAAAUGGAGCGCCAGCCGCAAGUCGAACUUGAUGAGGGGCGAGAGGCGCUUCUCACUCAGCCUGAAGGGGCUCCGUCGGGAGAGGAGGGAGAAGGUGAAGUACUUGAUGCCCAGCCUCAGCCCCACUGCUGCUAACCCGGCAAACAUGCCGGAGAAUGACCUGAUAACCACUCAGCUAGACAGCACGUCUGAUGUGGAGGCACAGGAAAGGCUGAAAGAAGGGAGUCCAAAGGAGAACGGUCUGAAAAACCAUGGCUUGGGCAAGGGGUCCCAGAGCAAGAGCCACAGGGUGAGUGGCAGGGAACGCAAAGCAAUGAAAGUCCUACCCAUCGUUGUAGGUGUAUUUCUGGCUUGCUGGACACCAUUCUUCGUAGUCCAUGUUACCAAGGUUCUUUGUGUAUCAUGUGACAUUGGACCAACACUGAUCAGUGUAGUUACAUGGCUGGGAUAUGUGAACAGUGCAGUAAAUCCCAUUAUCUACACAGCUUUUAACACAGAAUUUAGGAAUGUCUUUCAAAAACUAUUAUGCUGUCAAACAUGAAGUCUCCAUAUUAUGUACAGAGAAAAAAUAUACAAAAUGUAUGACUCUUUAUUUUGUUAGUGUGUUAAGUUAAAGAGUGACAUUAUUUUUUGAAAAAAUAAUCCUGGAAAACAUAUUCCAGUACCUUCAUUGCCUUAGUUGAUAUAAUUGUGAAUUCAAGAAGGACAUUUCUAUGCUGCCUCUUUUACGAUGAUGUUCUACAGUAAAUGUAUUAAGCUCAUUUGUGUAAAAUAUUGCUUGCAAACUGUAGUUUAUAAAUCCUAGCCCAGAGACAUAAAAAUUGUGAAAAUGUGCACAUUAUUUAAUGAAACUGCAGUGUGAUUUUAUUCUAUUCUAUUUGUGUGUUUUUUUGUAAUAUUAUGUCAGAAACAGCUUCUCAAUUUCACUUCUCACAUCUGUACAGUAUAUUAAAAAAGCCGUUAGCCUUCUCAACGCAGCUUCUUCCUUUGGACAAUUUCUUGACCAUUAACUGACAGCUGGAGCAAUCCACCUUCAAAAUGAGAUGAAAUUAUUGAAGAUACUGAGUUAAAUUAUUUUCUUGCACUUCAGAAACAAGUGGAUAAUGGAGGACAGCUCUGUGGCUGAACUUUAAAGACUGGACACAUACAAACUCAAGAUGUUUGCCCUGUCUGAAGAUAGGAGACUAACAAGGACAUGUUUCACUUGUAGUUGAGAAUUUUGUUUGGAGUUAAUAAAACAAUAAACAUAACCACCCUUGUAGCGGAUCAUAGGUUUGGAAAAAGAUUUUUCAAUAUACAGUAAAGGGUAACUGAUACAUACCUGUGGUAAGCUGCUGUACAUUUGUGUAAUGAAACCACCAGUGUUGAACCAGUAAUCUUUUUCAAGACAAUGUACUUUUAUAGUGUAUUCUGGAAAUGUGAAAGAUUAAUCUAUUGUCCAUAUCGGUGAAAAAUCAUAGCAGUUUUGUUUUUCGGGAUCUUACAGGAAUUAAAUUAUCUGAGGCACCAAGAUUUCCACGAUGGAGGCCCUUUUAAAGGUAUAAUAUGGUAUACACAAUGAUUCAUGAGGAAAAAAAAACAUUUUUAUGACAGUAAUAAUAGCAUCCAAUUUUAAUUAUUCGUGGAAUCUCAUAGUGCAGUCUAAGAUUAUUAAAGGGAAUAUGUGAUACUAUUUUAAGUUGUUUUCUCUAUAAUAGUGAAAUUCAAGAAAGUGAAAGAAAUGACUAUACAGUAGCUAUUUAGCCUGUUUAGAUGAGAUCUUAGAUUAUAAUUUGCAGAAACGUUAUUUAAAUAUGAUAUGACUGAAUAUUUAAAAAUUGUGGUUACAUUUAAAAACUGUCAUCUUAAAACUACAUUAUGUGAAGCAAAAUCUGAGAUUACUUUGGAAAAUGCAAAUUUCUUGUAGUAAAUUGUUGUCAGACAGUCUAAUGAUUGUUCAAUUAAAGAUGUUAUGUGCCUGAUAUACAGUAGGAAGGGCAGAGGCUUUGUAAGCAUUUAAUUGCAUGUCUUCUUCCGAGGUCCCAUGCAUUCAAUUCAUACUGUAUGUUGAUUGUGCAGUUUUAGAUAUAUCAUCUUUAUUUUUCCCCAAAUGCUCUCAGGAACAGAUUGUUAUAGAGAUCUGUGUAAAAAACAACAUUCCACAGUUCUGAACAACAAACAUUCUUCUGUUAACUGCUAUUCACCACUAUUCACAACUUUUAGGCAACAAGUGGCAUUCCACUUUCUGUUGGAAACAAAAUUUUCAAAACCCAAUGUCCCAGAGAACACCGUGCUGUGGGAGUUGCUGCUGUUUGGAUAAGACAAGAAACAAAAUUCCUGAGUAUUUGGUUAUUAAAGGUCCCAUAGCGCUGUUUGUAAGAGAUGUGUUAACUUUGACAUCCUGAUAAUUCCACUCUGCACAAUCUCACCUUUCAUGUACUGCCCCUACAUUAAAUUCGGGAAGCAAUUUCUCCAAUCUGUAGCUUACAGUAUACUCUAUGUGAUGUAGUGGGUAGUGCAUAAUAGUUGUCAUGGGUCAUGCACGUACGUGCAACUCUUCAGUAGUGGACUAAGACGAUCCCCUCCUGUUUGUAAGGAGCUUUGAGAUUCUUUGAGAUCACCUCAAAAAUAUUAUUAUUUACAGUAAAAUGCAAUAGACGUAUCAUAUGUGGAGUAUACAGUAGACAAGCACAGAACUAUUUUGAUCACAAUCAUGUGGGAUUGAAGGUUCCAAACAGUAGGUCAUAGUCUGUGGAACAUUGAAAAAGCUGAAAUGAUCGAUUUUAGGUAAAACCUUAAAAGGAUGGUUCCAGCUGCUUAGUCCUCAAAACAGACCAUUUUUAACUUGCUUUUAUUAACUUCAGGGGUGUUAUCAAUUUUACAUUUACUAUAUAAGUAUUUUCAUUUCUCUUAUAGCUGUAAGCUGAAAAUUCUGCAGUCCAAUGACACAAGCCUACAUCUGGAUGUGGUACCAUAUUUGCAACAUCCUUUUAAAAAACAUCAUCAUGACUAAUUAAUAAUUAUUAAGAUUUUAUGUAUUUUUUUAUUAACUCUUAUACCAAUAUUGGGACAUUUCUCGGGGCUUAGCAUGCACUGCCUCUUGUGUUUGUCUAUCAGGACGUCCACACUAAGAAAAAUCAGUAUUGAAACCCAUAAUCAUUGCAGGUUUCAAUGUCGACAUUGAGCAGAAAAAUAACCUUUACGGAGGUGAGUAAGAAGUACAUUCUACAUUAAAAUUUUAAAAUAGUAGACCCUGGAGGAAAUGUGAAAACAAGCACAAUCGAUGUGCUCAAAUAACCUGGAUGUAUUUUUCUUUGGACACAUGCAUUGAUUUUAUUUUAAGCAUUUUAUAUUUGUUAAAAAGAAAACAACAAAAUUAUUAAUGUUUGUGUUGUUAACAGUGCAUCAAUAAACCAUGUUAUUAAAUGUUUAAGCUUUUGUAUUUAGAAAGUGUACAAUUAUAUACUGUAAAUGAA